This is a messenger RNA of Cryptosporidium ubiquitum, 1353 nucleotides long. RefSeq lists its product as uncharacterized. The transcript is spliced from 2 exons. The coding region runs from base 1 to 1353 and encodes 450 amino acids. The record is from RefSeq and is a predicted model, not a curated record. NCBI's taxonomy places the organism in Eukaryota, Apicomplexa, Conoidasida, Eucoccidiorida, Cryptosporidiidae.
AUGAUGAAAAAAUUUAUAAAUUCAAUUAAAGAAGUAAUCAUUGGCAUUUACUCAUCAUUUAGAAACUUUGUAGUACCAUAUGGAUCAUUUGGUAAAUCUAGUGAAGCAAGAAAAGCUGAAAAUUUUGCAUUCUUUAUUAAAAUUAUUGUUUGGUUCCCAUUAUAUUUUAUAUGUGGAUUAUUAUUUAUUAUAUUUGCUCAAACAGGAUGGUUUGUCUCUAUGUUGGCUUCAACAGGUAUCCAACCAUAUUUUGAGGCACCAUCUAUAUUAAUUUGUCCCUUAACUGUACAAGAUAGUACCGGUGAUAAUACAAUUCAAGAACAAAAUGAUGAAAUACCGUUUCUAAAUAAUAGCCAUUUUUAUCUAGUAUUAAGGAGUCAAGGUAUUUUAGGAUAUAAAAAAGCUCCAGUUAGAAGGUGUGGAACAAGCUGUUUAUGCUUCGACACUAGCCAAGGAGACUUUAAUACUAUAGAUAACCAAACUCUGAACAAGCAUCCUAUUGAAAAUACUUUUAUUAUGAAAACUGGCAAAACUAGAAAAAAAUCAUUACCAGAUUUAACAGAACUAAACUUAUCAGGAAGAUUGGAUGUUGAUUAUUUAGAGCUGUGGAUAUUUCAUAACUACUUAGAUCCAAAUAAAAGAAUAGUCAAAGUUGGUCUUUACGGGAAUAGUAUUCCUUUAUUACAUGAUGAUUUUCCAAAAACUGCAACUUGGCAUAUAAUGAAACUUGGAGAUGUUACUUUAUUUCUUUUACGCCUAAUAAGAUUCAGAUCAGAAGAAUUUAGCUUGUAUCAAAUUUUGGAUUUACUUUUAUUCUUUCUUUCAAAUAGGGUAAAUAAGCAUAAUUCAAGCUUUUACAUGUAUAACAUACAUUCUGGUCACUUUAUAAACCCUUCUUUAAGUAAUGAGAAUUUUGUUAAUGCCAUUAAAAGAAUUAAAUUAGCUACUAAAGAAGAUAUUAAUAUUGAAAAUUCUAGUGAUUUAUCUGUACUACAUCUUGAAGCUUCCAGUAAAUUUAUUAAAGAAGUUUAUAAGAUUGGUCAAUCUAUGUCUAUUGCUGCAUUUAUUGGUUGCUUAGUUAUUCUUAUUGUUUUAGUAAAUAAUGUUGGAGUUUUUAAACUUUGCUUUAAAAGGAGAAUCAUUAAUGAAGAAGAUUCUCAAGAAGAAAUGAAACCAAAAUUGUGUGUAGCCGCUCCUGUGAAGGCAAUUUCCUGCUAUCUUCUUUCUGAAAACCAUCAAGAUAACCAGGAAUGUAGAACUUCUACUUCUGAUUACCAAGAUGAACUUAAAAUACCAAUCAAUGUUAAAAAUACUAACACCUUAGACGAGGACAAACUCCUAGAUCGUUACUAA